Messenger RNA from Umbelopsis ramanniana AG, 675 nucleotides. RefSeq lists its product as uncharacterized. Gene Ontology annotation, molecular function: transcription coregulator activity. The transcript has 5 exons. Gene Ontology annotation, biological process: regulation of transcription by RNA polymerase II; chromatin remodeling. NCBI's taxonomy places the organism in Eukaryota, Fungi, Mucoromycota, Umbelopsidomycetes, Umbelopsidales, Umbelopsidaceae. Bases 1 to 675 code for a protein of 224 amino acids. The record is from RefSeq and is a predicted model, not a curated record. Gene Ontology annotation, cellular component: nuclear chromosome; nucleus.
AUGCGCGCAAUUUCUGCUCAAGCGGAUCAAGAAGAUGUCCUCGUACCUGUUCGAAUAGACAUGGAGUCUAAUGGAUAUCAGCUACGUGAUACGUUCACUUGGAAUUUGAAUGAGAAACUGCUGACACCCGAACGAUUUGCUGAUAUACUUUGUGAAGACCUCCAUUUACCGCCUGCGCAAUUUGUUGAUGCCAUUGUCGCGUCCAUUCGAGAGCAGUUGGAAGAGUAUCAUUUAUAUUCCCCAAACUCUCAUAUCAAGGAACCAGAAGAAAAUAAGGCCGCCGAUGAGGAACUACGAAUUAUAAUCAAGUUGGACAUCACGGUCGGCAACAUAUCUUUGGUCGAUCAAUUUGAAUGGAGCAUUGAAAAUUCAAGCGACAGCCCCGAGUUGUUUGCUGAAAAGCUUGUCAGCGAGCUCGGCCUAGGCGGAGAAUUCAAAUCGGCCAUCUCACAUUCUAUCCGAGAACAAGUCUAUGUACACUUCAAGUCGCUCUUGAUCGGCCAGGACUACGAUGGAAACUAUUUAAGCGAACGCGUCAAAAAUCAACUUUUGCCUAAUUUGAAAAGUCUGCUCCGAGAUCCCCUGAUAGCAGAAAAAUUCACCCCUGUGCUUUUGGAAAUUAGCGACCUUGAACUUGACAGAAUUGAGCGUGAAAAACUUCGUGAAUUCCGGUAA